Durusdinium trenchii is the source of this 1233-nucleotide messenger RNA. The record is from the annotation of a GenBank genome assembly. NCBI's taxonomy places the organism in Eukaryota, Dinophyceae, Suessiales, Symbiodiniaceae.
AUGUAUAGGAGCUGUGCACCAGCAGCUCUUACGGCUUUGCUCCUGAAGCUAGAGUCUGUGUAUUUUGAACAGGAUGCGAUGUGGACUGCUCUUUAUGCUCAUUAUGUGGAGCGACAUCACGAGGCUGUGGCAGCUGGUUCCUUGUUGCAGAGCCACCAUGUGAAUGGGUGGCCCUUGGUCGAGGGAUUGCAACGGAUUCAUGCUUUGCGUGAACUGCAGCCGCAAACAAGGCACAGGACACCUUCGGUGACACCUUCGGUGGACUUGGUUCUGUGCUACUGCGGCAGGAACGAGCGCAUCGAGUGGCUUCGGGGAUUCCACCGAUUGCCGUGGCGAGAUGAGGAUAGAUCAGAAACCAUCCGGAACUCUGUGGCGCUCAGGAUCUAUCACAAAUGCGGACACAUCUUCCCGAACGAAGAGGAGGAGAAACAAAAAUUGAUCGCUGCCUGGUCGAGUUGGUUCCACACAGUCGAGGUCCGCUUCGUUGAUGAUGAGAUCAGAGCAGAUGAUUGCUCUGCUUACCUGGCAUACAUAGUGGACCGCUAUGACAACAUGCCCGAGUUUGCCGUGUUCCUCCAUGCGGAUGCGCCUGAGCAUAUUCCGACGGUGGACUUGCUGAUGGACACCGUCUUCGCUGCCGCAAGGGGCUACCUGCCAAGAGAAGCAGGCUUCAUCCAUUUGUCGCACAAUUAUGUUCGGCAUGACUGCCCAGGAAGCACCGAGCCCUGCAGAACGCCAGAUGCAUUUGAGGUUUCACAGCUUUGGAGGACUGUCUUUAGGUCAUCAAUUACUCCAGCAAUGUCUCAGGGUGAUCUGAAUGGCUACUGUUGCGUUCAGUUCUUGGUGCGCCGAGAGCGAGUGCAUUUGCGGAACAAAGAAUUCUACGCCCGUGCCUUGCGGUUCUUCGGCGAUACGCCAGCUUCUUACCACGCCCUUUUUCCAGUGGGCAAGGUGGUUUGGGAGCCUGAUACCCGGGGACGCACUCCAUGUCAACUCACCAUGUACUUUUGGCACGUCAUGUUUGGAGAAGAACUAUGGCUUCCGCGAAGACACAGGGACACACGAUUGCCCCUGUUCAUUCGCAUGCUAAACAUAGAGGCGGAGGCUGUGGUGGAGGCACAACGCGGUGAAGAUGGUCCUGCGGCAGCUGUGAUUCAGUUCACAGGCGAUGACACCGGGGCUGAUGAUACGUAUUACCGUCUUCAGAGUCUGUUUUCAGAAGCUGAUGCUUGA